Messenger RNA from Vanrija pseudolonga, 1494 nucleotides. Its product is annotated as Putative lipase. The transcript has 5 exons. NCBI's taxonomy places the organism in Eukaryota, Fungi, Basidiomycota, Tremellomycetes, Trichosporonales, Trichosporonaceae. The record is from RefSeq and is a predicted model, not a curated record. Bases 1 to 1494 code for a protein of 497 amino acids.
AUGUCGGACAACGACCAGCCCCGCACACCGGUCCACCUCGUCGUGCUCCUGCACGGGCUGUACGGCGCGCCUGCCAACCUCUGGUGCCUCGAGGCGGAGGCGGCUGCGCUGCAUGAGGAGCUGCGCAAGGGUAGCGGAGAAAGUGGAGAGAGUGACGUCGAGCGCAGCACCGAUGACGCCGACGACGUGUCCGCGCCUGCGCCGCAGCUCGCCGUGCUCGUGGCCAAGAGCUAUGUCGGACAGCGGACAUGGGACGGCAUCGACGUGAAUGCGCAUCGCGCCGCUGACGAGAUCGACGAGGAGAUUGCUCGCCUCGACGCCGAGGGCAAGGAUGUAGUCGCGUUCAGCGUGACAGGUUACUCGCUCGGCGGCCUCAUCGCGCGCGCGCUCAUCGGACACCUGCACACCCGCACACCCUCCUUCUUCGCCACUCACCGGCCCGCAGCGUUCAGCACGAUCGCAACGCCGCACCUCGGCGUGCUGCGGUACGGCUCGUGGAAGAACACGGCGGUGCAUGCGAUCGGGCAGCACCUCUUCAGCCGGACGGGGCGGCAGCUGUACCUCCUCGACACGGACAAGGCGUUGCCGAAGAAGGGCAACAACCGGCCGCUGUUGACGGUGCUUUCUGAUCCUGAGGGAAUUUAUCUCACCGCCCUGCGCCUCUUCCCCAGCGUGACGAUCCUCGCCAACGGCGUCAACGACCUCACUGUGCCGUACCCCACCGCGGCGAUCGUCGACCACGACCCGUACAUCGAGCAUGAGGCCGGCGCGGUGUGCGUCGAGGUGGACGAGCACAACAUUGUCACACGGCAUUACCUCCACGAGACGGAAGUGGACGAGGUCGAGGCUGUCGUCGAGGCGAGCAGCGGCGACAGCAGCCCAAAGCAGCCAGGUGUGUCGCCGGCACGAGCGCUGCCCAAGGCCGUGAGACCGUGGCUCCCGCCCGUGUUCUUCCUUCCUUGGCGUGGACCACUGCGAUACGCACUCUUCCCUCUGAUCCCAUUCUUGCUGCCCUUGGUGCUCACUUUUGUCGCGGUGACCUUCACUCUCCAUUCGUUCCAGUCGGCCGAGCGGAUCAGACUGCACAGCUCAAGCGGGACAAGGAGGCUGCUACAUGGCCUGACGCACCCAACGGAGGACAACGACGACGAGGGCAACGGCAAGGACGCGAACGAGGCAGUGGACGACGACAAUGACGACUCGUCGUCGACAGGCAACGGCGCCGAGACGCCCGCCCUCGCACCCCAGUCACCCGGCACACAGCCCCUCCUGUCCACAGAACAGCGCGCCAUGAUCCGUAACCUGUCCGCUGUGCCGCAGCUCGAACGCGUCGUGGCGUGGUUCCCCGCAGUGUUCAACUCGCACGCGACGAUUGUCGCGCGCAACGCCAACGUCCCGCGCUUCGCCUUCCAGACACAAGGCAUCCCCGUCGUGCGCGAAUGGGCCCGCAGGGUCGUCGUGGCGGGUAACGGCGUGAUCGGCAAGGAGGAUUAG